Molecule: messenger RNA, 1507 nt
Organism: Drosophila sulfurigaster albostrigata
Lineage: Eukaryota; Metazoa; Arthropoda; Insecta; Diptera; Drosophilidae
Gene: Ost48
Product: dolichyl-diphosphooligosaccharide--protein glycosyltransferase 48 kDa subunit
Exons: 2
Coding region: 74-1429 (451 amino acids)
Cellular component (GO): endoplasmic reticulum membrane; oligosaccharyltransferase complex
Source: RefSeq, a predicted model, not a curated record
AUUCAGCAUACGGCCACACUGACUGAGAAAAGUGCUGAUAGAAAAGAGAAAACUUCAAGUCGGCUGUUUAAAAAUGUGGAAAAUCGUGUUAAUUGCAUUUUUGGCGAUAAAUCAUUGCAAUGCCGUGUUGGAGGCCGAUGCAAACACGCUGGUAUUGCUCGACAAUCUAGCUAUACGUGAAACACACUCGAUUUUCUUUAAAUCACUGCAAGAUCGCGGCUUUAAAUUGACUUACAAACUUGCUGAUGAUUCGGGCUUGUUGCUGUCACGUUAUGGUGAAUAUUUGUACAAGAACGUCAUCAUCUUUGCACCUAGCGUAGAGGAAUUUGGCGGUGAUAUCAGUGUGGAGCGCUUAGCUCAAUUUGUCGAUGAUGGCGGUAACGUGUUGGUCGCUGGCAGCGAAAAAUCCGGCGAUGCACUACGUGAAUUCGCUUCCGAGUGCGGCUUCGAGUUGGACGAAGAGAAUGCCGCUGUUAUUGAUCAUUUGCACUAUGAUGUCAGUGAUGCCGGUGAUCACACAACCAUCUUGACUUCGGCCCAGAAUCUUAUCGAUGCUGCCAGCGUUGUGGGUCAGAACAAUCGCAAAUCGGAUGCAGCACCACUGUUGUAUCGCGGCACUGGGCUCAUUGCCGACAAGGAGAAUCCGCUGGUGCUCAAACUUCUGACAGCCGAGAGCAGCGCUUACAGCUAUAAACCCGACUCCAGUAUCUCCGAUUAUCCACAUGCUGUCGGUCGCAACACGCUCUUGAUUGCUGCACUCCAAGCACGUAACAAUGCUCGGGUUGUGUUCAGCGGCUCACUGCAAUUCUUUGCGGAUGAUGCCUUCACCCAGGCCGUGCAAUAUGCGCAGAGUGGUGUCUUCCACAAGCAAGCGGGCAAUCAGGCGGUAGCCGAAGCCAUCAGUCAGUGGGUGUUUGGUGAGAGCGGCCGUUUGCGUGUGGCAUCCGUGCAGCACAACAAGGAGGGCGAAAAGAAUCCACCAGAGCAAGCUUAUACCAUCACCGAUCCCGUUGUCUAUACGAUUGCCAUCGAGGAACUGGUGUCGGGCAAAUGGCAACCAUUCCGUGCCAAUGACAUACAGCUGGAGUUUGUGCGCAUCGAUCCAUUUGUACGCACCUUCCUCAAGCAGACGAAGGGCGGCAGCUACGAGGGCAAAUUCAAGAUACCCGAUGUCUAUGGCGUCUAUCAAUUUAAGGUCGAUUACGAUCGCGUCGGCUAUACGCAUUUGUAUAGCACCACUCAGGUGUCAGUGCGCCCGUUGGAGCACACACAAUACGAACGCUUCAUACCGAGUGCGUUCCCCUAUUACACAAGCGCCUUCUCCAUGAUGAUUGGACUCUUUGUCUUCUCGUUUGUGUUCCUGCACUUUAAGGAUGAGGCUGGUGUCAGUGCUGGUGGAAAGUCCAAGGACGAGAAGAAGACUCAGUAGAACAACAGAAAUUCAAGCAUAUUGCAAUAAAUGUUCAGUUUGCAUGCAAUUUAUGUAAUCAAUCAUCACAAACAAUAA